AUGGAUCAGUUUGUGAACAACCCUAACCCCAUCCCUUCCAAGCAGAAGCUCUUCCAGACGGCUUCCAAGGACAUUCUGUCGAUGCGCCUGCCUGGUGACAAGGCCAAGUACCGCCUUGCCAUGCUCACCACCACGGCCGUCAUGGUCAGCGUUGUUGGCGGCGUGUUCUGCCUCGCCACCAACACUGGCAAGAAGGUUCGCUCCGCCUAA
Messenger RNA from Salpingoeca rosetta, 210 nucleotides. RefSeq lists its product as uncharacterized. The transcript is spliced from 2 exons. The record is from RefSeq and is a predicted model, not a curated record. NCBI's taxonomy places the organism in Eukaryota, Choanoflagellata, Craspedida, Salpingoecidae. Bases 1 to 210 code for a protein of 69 amino acids.